GAUGCCCAUUCGUCUACGCAAUUUAUUUACAAUGCGCACCGCUCACUCGCACUUGAUAUGCAACGUCAACGGCUUCCUAUAUUCAAAAACAAAGACCACGUAAUUUACCUAUUAGAGAAAUACCAAACCCUGGUUCUAGUAGGUGAAACAGGCUGUGGUAAAAGCACACAAGUGCCUCAGAGUACCAUGGGAUAAUGGCACGAUAAACCGCCCGCACCCUGAGGAACCGGACCAGCGUACGUUCUUGUGCGACAAAGAUGCGUGCAUGCGGCCCGACCGGCGCGACCGACAAUUUCAAGUCUAUCCGUCGUAAUCACCGUUGUUGUCGUCGGCGUCGUUAUCGCUAGAUAGAGUGCUCGAUUAUCCAUGCGUCAGUAUCCUCAGAAACAAACGCACGAUCGCAUCGCAUCAUGAAAAAAGAACUGGCCCGCCGCCCGGUGAAAGUGCUGUGCGUAUUGUGUAACGUUAAUAUUUGCCUAUCUCUGAGUGGCCGCCGUUGCGAUACAAUCGACGUCGUAUCGGCGUAGAAACUCGAGCGAUCACGACCGAAUCGAUCACAGCGGGAUCGAAUGUAUCUGGCGAGGAGAAAGGACGAAGAGGAGGAUCAUUCUGAAGAGCAACGGCGCGGCGGACGGGCGAUUCUGCGGCGACCGGCGCGAUCUUCGACGAAAUUCUCAUAACACACGUCGCAUCCCGAUUGUAGCCGGCUGACGAAGACAAUCGGUCAUGAUUGCCGAUAGCAAUAAUAGUAAAAGAAAUCAUAAUAAUCUUGACGGUAACAAUAUCGAUAAUAAUCACAUCAAGAGAGAUCAGUAAUAAUAAUAUACAAUGGAUUAUAGCGAAGGAAACGAGCAACAGGAAAGUCGGCCUUGAAAUUGAAUAAAGCAUAAUAAUAAUAGUAAUAAUAAUAAUAAUAACAACAAUAAUAAUAAUAAUAAUAAUAGUCAGCCAUCGAUGAAUUGGCAAUCAACCGUGACAACAAUUGACCGAAUUAAACAGACAGGCGAGACACUCGCCUCGGCCGGCGACGAGAUAAGCAAACUAGGCGAGACGAGGCACCGUUUACCACCGCGGGAACAGUAUUGCAAGAUGUUGUGUUUGCCGGCGUUCACCAACCGCACCUGCCUGGCGUUUUCGCUGGUGUUGCUGGUGUACUUCCUCGGGAUGGACCUGCUGCUCUACUUCAGGGCGCAGAAUUACGACGUGCGGCCGCACGCGAAUGACACACGCGGCGGUGCGACGUAUCACUCACCGAUCUUAUGCGAUGUGGAUCCGAUUUGCAUGGUGACGGUGAAGGCGAUGAUGUUGGACCACCCGAAUCACUUCGUUCUCAGUCCACUGGCGUCUCUGGUAGACUACCUGCUGGGUAUCAGUCAUUGUUGGACGUGGUUGUCGCCAAACGCCAUCAGCGCCUUCCACGUGCUGGUUGCCAUCAUCGGCGCCCGUUACAUCACGCGGAGCUCCCUCACCCACAGACGGCUGGGAGUGCUUCUGUUUCAAGUGAGAUCCUGGCUGGACAACCUGGACGGCCAUGUCGCCCGGCAGAGACGCAACAUCGAGGGCGAGCGAUCGGACGUCGGGUCCAUGGGCUACCUAGUAGACGGUGUGUGCGAUGGUCUCGGCUGCGUCGCGCUCAUAGUCGCGGUGUUCCUGCUGCUGAAGCGCAACCGUCGCGCCUGCUACGAGCGCUUGCCCUCGAAUCGUAAAUCCGCCGCGUCCUUGGCGACCCAGCGUGACAACGGCAGCUCCUCGAUCAAGACCUCUAUCUGGAACUCGCCCUUGUAUCAUAUGCUGCUGGUGGGCGUGCACUUUUUACUGACGAGCGUCGCAUGGAAUCGCUAUAUAUUCGUGUAUCAGGACCUCCUCGAGACCGACGACAAACCGCCUCUGCUCAGCAUGGAGCAGUUUUAUGCCAGGCAGACCAGCGUGCUUAGGAGCCCCGUCUUCUGGGCGGUCGCUCUCGGCUGGAAGAUCUUCAACUUCCACGCGGUCAUGGAUUACAUGCAGCUGGCGAUAUUCUUGGACCGCAUCUGGGAGUACAUCAGACUCGUGCGCUGGCCGGCAUACGUUGUCCUGCUGCUACUGAUGUUUAUCAGCGAACUUCAUUACUUACAUGUUUAUACUUACGUGCAAACUAUACCGUCGGUCGCCAACGUUUACACUUUUCUCACGAACACGCUUGCCGCUCGAUGACAGUCCGCUGUCCACUACUGAAUGUCUCAUGUUUGUUUACCGUUAAUGGAAAUUCUUUUCUUCAGGAGCUUACUGUCAAACCGCCUUCCCAGUCUCCCUCCUAGACAGGUCAUGCAUUUACAAAUCUUUCGCGCUUUUAGUUCUAGUAUCUUGCCUUACUGAUCUGUACAUGAUCGACAUUCUCCGAAAGCACGAAAGCGAAACUCAAGGCAGUUUGGAAAUAAGCUCUGUGAUUGUAAUUAAUAUCUUCGUGAAACUCUGAUGUUGUGAUGACCGUUGUGAUUUUUUCUUUUCCUUUCAUCGCACAAAUGCGACGGCGACGCUUAUAACUCUCUUUCUGCAAUAAUGUCGUGAAACGCGCGCGUGUCUGGGUACAUACACAUUCGAGGAAAUAUAUAACGAUGGAAUUUUCUUAAUUGAAUAUAUUAACGAAAUUUUCUUAAUCGAACAGUCGCGGCUAUCUCACAACGCGAUAUCCAACGCAAUAGAGACGCGGUUACGAGAAAAUGAACGAAAUUGUCCUCAGGUCCCGAGGAAGAUUACAAGUCGAAGACAAUGAUGUUGACGAAACGACAUAUUAUCGCCGAUUCUCACAUUGCGAUUUCCGAGUCGCAUAUGUUAACGUGCGAGUACAAAACUAACGUUUUACUUUGUGUUGUUGAUUUUUACAGCUAUUAAUAUUAUAGUUUACAAAUUUUGUGUGCGUGUGUAUGUAUAUGUAUGAUGUGUGUGUGUGUGUGUGUAUGUAUGUAUGUGACACGCAUACCCACGUGUUCUUAAGCCGACGUAAGAUGAUAUUACAAGCGGGUGUAAGGUUUUGCCUUGCACCUUGCUGCCAUGCAUAUAACAUGAGGGAUGUUUUGAAGUAACAAUAAGUUUAACGCCAAGACGCGCGACGCUCGAACGUCUGUUUCCUUAUCGCUGACUGUAACUUGCAUUGUACUGUCCACGGCGCGAAGUGUGUCAGUCGUUGACUGCAUAGUUAGGCAUAUUUUCUUUUUAUCUAAUCCAGUGCCAAGAGCGCGUUACCUGGCUCGCAGCGCACGCCCGCGCGAAUAACGCAACAGGCCUGCGUAAAAACCUGUUACGUGCGCGAGCCGGAGAACCGUGAAGUCUCGUUAACGGGUAACGCGGAGUCAAUGUCGAUAACUGCGUGUUCGACGUGAGGUCUCCCGUUGAAUUUGAGAACGCUGCGGCCAGCUUUUGUGUAUUAUUUUUAUAACGAGGAUCUUUAAUAAAAUGUAUUUAUAUAAAUCAUAGUUGUGUGUGGAAUACCGUGCGUUCAUCCGUUCAUCUCUCUUCCAGCGAAUAAUCUACUCCCCCGGUACACUCUCGCUUUGCAAUUUGCUUCGGAAUUACAUGACAAUGCAUAUUAAUUUCUUAACACACACCCCCGCCGUUUGUUGUUACAAGGGCAUUAGCGCUUUCAUUUACGCAGUAAUGUGGAUUUUCUUGAUUCUGAUGUUUAAUUUAUAUCUUGAUAAUAUCUUGAUAAUAUCUUGAUAAUAUCUUGAUAAUAAUAAUAAUACGUACACAGCGAGUUCGAACCAAUUAAUGUCACGUUGUAUGUAAAUCG
Molecule: messenger RNA, 3769 nt
Organism: Harpegnathos saltator (Jerdon's jumping ant)
Lineage: Eukaryota; Metazoa; Arthropoda; Insecta; Hymenoptera; Formicidae
Product: Ceramide phosphoethanolamine synthase
Exons: 2
Coding region: 955-2193 (412 amino acids)
Biological process (GO): phospholipid biosynthetic process
Cellular component (GO): membrane
Molecular function (GO): phosphotransferase activity, for other substituted phosphate groups
Source: RefSeq, a predicted model, not a curated record